Messenger RNA from Necator americanus (New World hookworm), 2271 nucleotides. RefSeq lists its product as uncharacterized. Gene Ontology annotation, molecular function: protein binding. Gene Ontology annotation, cellular component: nucleus; site of double-strand break. The record is from RefSeq and is a predicted model, not a curated record. NCBI's taxonomy places the organism in Eukaryota, Metazoa, Nematoda, Chromadorea, Rhabditida, Ancylostomatidae. Bases 1 to 2271 code for a protein of 756 amino acids. The transcript has 19 exons.
AUGAGUGAAACCACGGUCGUUUCCGUAAUCUACAACCCAAACUACGUUUUUCCUAGGGUUUCUGUACCACGUCAGUUUCGUGAUAUGCUGCCACUAAGUGACAUCAAGGAACCUACAAAGCGGUUAUCGUUGGCGAUCGUUCCUGGGCUACUUGGAGCAUUUGUAUCAACAUCGACAAAGCCAUCGGUAGACACCUCGCAUAUGGCCGGCUUUGAUGAAGACGAAGAAGAGGCUUGCGGAGGUGAUCUUUCACGAACAUGCUCAUCGCCGUUCAGCGGCUCGUCUUCAAGCCCAUCAAGAGGCCAAUGCUACCAGGGCGCACAUUUUGUUUGGGUAUUUUCGGGUCCAACCGACUUGAAGCAUGAUGCAGUAGGUCAAGAGGCUGUGUUCGAAGUGGUUGAACUAGCGGCUCCGAUCAAGGUUAAUAUCAGUAAAAUGAAUGGAAGUGGGAAAGAAGAGGAUGCAGUUCCUUCUACCUCAAAUGAAAUAAAAUCCAUUAACGCCGAGAAGAAGGCUCGUGUGUUCGACUUCAACACAAUUUUCGAGGAAACAAGAAAGGCUGGUCAAGCUCGAUUUGCAGAAGCGAACCCCGGAGGAAAUCUAGAGGUGGAAAGUAGCAAACUUCAACAAGAGGAAAAAAUUUCUCAAGACAGCGGGACUGUAAGCGAAGAGGAUGAUGACUUCCUACCAAUGUUGCCUCCUGGCUUCGUACCUGAUAAGAGUGUUAUGGUGGGUGGUGAUGGCGCCUCCAACGCUAAAGAGAAAACAAAAGUCGCCGGUGAUGAUGAUGACGAUGAGGAUUUUGAAGACUAUAUGGGAGAUGGAAUCCCAACAGUUAAUCUUAUUCCAACAGCUUGUGAAGCUAAAUUGGUGCAUAGUGGGAAGCCGGUGUCUGCUCUUCGAUUCGAACCAAAUGGUGUCCGUUUCGCAUCCGGUGGUGUCGACUAUCAAGUAAAAAUUUUCGACUUUCAAAAAAUGGAUAUGAGCUUACGAGCAGAUAAAGAGCUGCUUCCAGUUGAGAGUCAUAUUAUCAACGACGUUGCGUUCAGCGCAAACGGCGAAACGAUGUUGAUUUGCAGCAGUCAGGCACAGGUCCAUCUGCUUGACCGAACUGGUAAACAAUGGGCAGAAACAAUUCGAGGUGAUCAGUAUCUUGUGGAUGUCAACCACACCAAAGGUCAUACCGCCUCCAUCAACUGCUGCCACUUCAAUCCCAUUAUUAAGGAUGAAUUCAUGACUUGCGGAGAUGAUGGGGAUGGGAAACUAAUCGCGGCUGGAUGUGACGACGGCUCCAUUCAGAUGUGGAAAUACGGGAAUUUAUAUGUUAAUACAACCUAUCUUGUACGAGAAGCACACAAAGGACCGAUCACUUCAAUCAUGUUUUCACCUGACUCACAGAAGAUUCUGACGAGAGGACUGGAUGAUUCGAUGAAGAUAUGGUCAAUCAAAAACAACAAAAAGCCUCUUUUAGAAUUAUACGAUUUAGAAAACGCUUUCAAGAGCACGGAUUGUGGUUUCUCUCCUCGCGGAGAGUUGGUGUAUACUGGAACUUCAACGCCAGGCGAAGAUAUGCCUGGUAAAUUAUUGUUCUUCAACGCUGACACCUUUGAACUGGUGUACAAGAUUGAAUAUCCUGGAAAACCUCGAGGGGAGGAAGGGGAAGAGAAGGAAGUAACAGGGUUCCGACUGAAGAAGUAUCUGCGAAUGCGGGAUAACCAACAACGGCCGCAGUUCCGAAAGCCGGCCGACGUACCUAUAGGAAGAAGUGCCAAUGGCCGAGUGGUGGCAAGCGGCGGCAGUUUGCAUUCAUAUGUUGCCCAGCAGAUAGGUACGAUGAAGAACAAGACGUUUAUAGAGGAUAGAGAUGUUAGGACUAGCAUUCUUCGACAUGCUGAAGAGGCUGCGAAGCAUCCUAUAUAUGUGGACUUAGCCUACAAGAAAACUCAGCCAAAACCGAUUUUCCAAGAAAAGACAACUGCGCCUGAGGAAGAAGAGCCGGAUACGGAGUUACAACCAGUGUUCAAAAUGCCCCGACUGAGGACUCGAUUCUCAAGAUACCUGGUGCUUCCAGUCGCAGCUGUGAUAGGAACUAUAGGAUAUUUCAUGGAAAAGAAGCUGGUACCGAAGUCUAAACCUGUGCCAUAUCUGAACUCAUCUAUACAAGAACAACGAGAGAAACGUCAGUCGGCAGCAGACCCACAGGUCGAACCUGUUCCGUUCACACUACCGAAUAGUCUAGGUGUUUUGAAACCUAGGCCUGUAGAUAACUAG